Balaenoptera musculus (blue whale) is the source of this 1183-nucleotide messenger RNA. It is a transcript of the gene PRSS55, whose product is annotated as serine protease 55. The transcript has 6 exons. Gene Ontology annotation, molecular function: serine-type endopeptidase activity. Lineage: Eukaryota; Metazoa; Chordata; Mammalia; Artiodactyla; Balaenopteridae. Gene Ontology annotation, biological process: proteolysis. The record is from RefSeq and is a predicted model, not a curated record. Bases 311 to 1138 code for a protein of 275 amino acids.
GAGGAAACAAUCUUGGAGAGUUCACGUGAUUGCUCAAGACCAUUCAGCUUACAAGAGACAGAUGGGGAUUUUUCGGCCAGGUGCUCCAGAAGGCUCUGUCCUGGAAUAAUCUGGAAGCAGCUGUUAAAGUGCUGAGACCUGGCUCCCUGCCCUCCCCAAUCCACUGGAUCAGAGUCUGAAGGGUGAAGCCUGGAAAUCAACACUGGGGUCACCAGCUAAAAUACAGGAUGCCAGGUACACUUGAAUUUCAGAAUGCGGUGAAAGACCCGUUUUUGAGAGAGGAGCUCAGUUUUCCAGAAUCAUAGGAGGGAUGGAGGCUGAGGUGGGUGAGUUUCCAUGGCAGGUGAGUAUUCAAGCAAGAAAUGAACAUUUCUGCGGUGGCGCCAUCAUCAACGAGUGGUGGAUUGUCUCGGCGGCUCACUGCUUUCACUCUGAGAUCUCGCCAACAGAACUGAGAGUCGUGCUGGGAACCAAUAGCUUAAGCAGCCCAUCCCUGGAAAUAAAGGGGGUCACAAGCAUAAUUCUGCACAAGGACUUUCAGAAACUCAACAUGGACAAUGAUAUCUCCUUGCUGCUGUUGGACACGCCCAUCACAUUCAGCGAACUGAAAGAACCCAUCUGCAUGCCCACAGAGCCCGGCCUCGCCAGGUGGCACAAAUGCUGGGUGGCAGGAUGGGGGCAGACCCAAACUGGUCUCAAACAGCCUAUGGAAACAGAGCUGCUGAAAGUGCCCAUGACCAUCAUGGAUUGGGAGAAGUGUUUAAAGGAAUUUCCAAGACUUACCAAAAAUAUGCUGUGUGCCGGAUACGAGAAUGAGACCUACGAUGCUUGCCAGGGUGACAGCGGGGGGCCUCUCGUCUGCACCACAGAAUCUGGCAAGAAGUGGUUCCAGGUGGGCAUCAUCAGCUGGGGAAAGAGUUGUGGACGGAAGAACAUUCCAGGAAUAUACACCUUGUUAGAAAACUACCACUCCUGGAUCAAGAAGGUGACUGAGUUAGAGGGACGGCCCUUUAGUGCUGAGGAAAUGAUAGCCUCUCCCGAACAAAAAUCAAAGAGCUCUCGGGCUUCAGAAUUCCCAGAGCCAGGCAGCCCCAGAUUCUGGCUCCUGCUCUGCCUUCUGCCCUACGUGGUGUUUUAAGCUAUUUUUCUACAAAUAAUAAAAUAGAUGCUACUCGUUAACCAA